Messenger RNA from Lichtheimia ornata, 870 nucleotides. RefSeq lists its product as uncharacterized. The record is from RefSeq and is a predicted model, not a curated record. Bases 1 to 870 code for a protein of 289 amino acids. The transcript has a single exon. NCBI's taxonomy places the organism in Eukaryota, Fungi, Mucoromycota, Mucoromycetes, Mucorales, Lichtheimiaceae.
AUGCCCAAGUCAUUAGCCAAGCUCCAUGUUGGAUCAUGCGUCUCCUUUCUUCCUCGCGCUCUUCCCAACUUUAUGGCUGCAGCUUCUCUUCAAACUCUGAAGGCGAGUAAGACGCGUCUUUUUGGAACGAUCCGAGCCAUCCAUCAAGUCGAGAAUAGCACGAGCAAAGUAGCUGUUAUUGCUGUAGAUGGUUUCGAGGCCUUAGAAAUAAAGGUCAAGCUUGGUAAUUUGAGACUUGAGAUAUCUGGUUCGACGCAUGACACUGUUAAUGUGCCUGAAACACCUGCGGGACUCGUGGACUACGAAAGCGAUCAGAGCGAUUCCUCAAACGAUAAUGAUGGUGAUGAUGUCGAUGUCGAUGGCCAUGAUGAAGGCGAAAGUGCUGAACAGCAAUGGAUUGAUGAAGAAGUCCGAAUCGAUGCUCGUAUCUCUGGUGGUGGUUACAGACAAGCACUGGUUUUUACGCUCCCUAAUCCUGGUUCUUGUUCAGCACUAGAGUUUUUCAAGCAUUUCUUACCGACCGAUUACAUUGAGCAACAUGUGAUUUAUGCAAUCAAUUGUUAUGCAGCUUUGCUUGAAAUCGAGUACUGGAAGCAACUUACCAUGGGUGAAUUCAUGCUGUGGAUUGGUUUAUGGACCAUCAUGGCUAUCGCACCCUUCCCCAAUCGAAGGAAGUAUUGGGAAACGAAGCCCAGCUUUCUUUUUUCCAAGGCAACGAAUUUUGGUAAAUGGAUGAGCAAACGAAGAUUUGACACCAUCCUCCAAGCCUUGACACUUGAACAUCCCGAUGUCAUUGCUUCUACUUCAUCCACUGAUCCACUUGUUGCUAUCCGUAGCUUUGUAAAGGCGUACAACGAUAACUUUGUGUGA